AUGGACAUCAUUCCAGUGAUCUUCAUUACCACCGAGAAAGUUGAGUCAAGUGAUCAAGUCUAUGUAUGUCGCAUAACUCUUUCUUCUAACUCCUUGGGCGUUUUAUACGGAGAAGACCCUUUGAAUAUCAACUUUAACCUCGUCUUUCUUGAUCUUGCUUUGAUCAUUUUAAUAACUAAGAUGAUUCGCAUUCUUCUCAAGCCUCUAAAACAGCCAAGAGUCGUCUCGGAUGUCAUUAUAAGAAGCCAAAAAGAUAGAAACAAGAAGCAUAUGGAAAACGGGCCAAGGGUCCAAAGAGCCAAAACUCGUGCACAGCCACGGCCCCCUGCAAAAAAUCACCACGUGGACGACGCGAUGUCUGCCAGUGAAUGCCAGGCCAUCGUCUCCGCCAUUCGUGGCAGCACCGCCGCCUAA
This is a messenger RNA of Dovyalis caffra, 414 nucleotides long. The record is from the annotation of a GenBank genome assembly. Lineage: Eukaryota; Viridiplantae; Streptophyta; Magnoliopsida; Malpighiales; Salicaceae.